This is a messenger RNA of Nelumbo nucifera (sacred lotus), 1025 nucleotides long. RefSeq lists its product as uncharacterized. The record is from RefSeq and is a predicted model, not a curated record. NCBI's taxonomy places the organism in Eukaryota, Viridiplantae, Streptophyta, Magnoliopsida, Proteales, Nelumbonaceae.
UGGAGGAACUGAACGACCUAAUUGCUUUGUCUUUUAUUAAACCGUAAGGAGACUCAAAUAAACAAACAGAUCAACAGACAAAGAAACAGCAGAGAGAGAGAGAGAAUGGAGAAGGGCAAGGGAGUCGUAGCACGAAGAUGGGCCAUCGAUUUUACUGAUAAUUCAAUCUCCCCUUCCUCUCGGGAUAUUCCGGAUCCUCUUGGUUAUGCUCGAGCUUCUUCAGAUCAGGAUGAUUCGACUGUUAGUCGCCAAAAGAAGGACGCCGAAGCGAAUUGGAAAGCGCAGAAAGCUUGGGAAGUGGCCCAAUCGCCUUUAAAGAAUCUGCUAAUGAUGGGCUUCAUGAUGUGGAUGGCUGGAAGUGCAGUUCAUCUGUUUAGCAUUGGCAUCACAUUUUCAGCUCUUUGGCAACCCAUAAACGCCCUCCAAGGGGUUGGAAAGAUUUUUGAGCCUUACAAGGAUUCAAAAGUAGAUAUUCUUGCACCUAAGUUACUUUUUAUUGCCUUGAACCUGGUAGGUCUAGCAUUGGGUGUCUGGAAGCUCAACACAUUGGGUCUUCUUCCAACACAUGCAUCAGAUUGGGUAUCGUCCUUACCCCCUGCUCAGGAGAUUGAAUAUGCUGGCGGGGGCAUUCCACUCCAUUAAUGCAUUGAUUGGUUUGGUUGUGCAACAUAGUCAGUUUCUAUAACCAGGUGAUGUACAAGGGAUUACUGGAGGGAACUUGCUCUCUUGGAGACGGAGACUAUAUUUUAUCUGUGGUUCUCCAGGCAAUAUAUGCCGCAUGGUUCGACUGUUUCUCUUACAUGGAUGGUGGAUCAGGCGAUUCAAUUAUCUGGGCCUAGGAAAAAAACUAAGACACGUUGAUGGCUGCCCUUUUUACCUUGACAACAUUUGUAUUUUUGGUAAACUGUUGGGAAGUGCGUUAAUAUACUGCGACAUGUUAUCUGUUACAAAGAUUCUUUUUGUUGAUCAAAUUCCAUAUUUGAAUUGUGCUAAUGUGCUUUAUAAAAACAGGUUAUUCAUCUCUA